This is a messenger RNA of Funneliformis geosporum, 3411 nucleotides long. Lineage: Eukaryota; Fungi; Glomeromycota; Glomeromycetes; Glomerales; Glomeraceae. The record is from the annotation of a GenBank genome assembly.
AUGUCAGAUUCCGAAUAUUCCGAAUAUUGUCCAGACGAAGAUGAAUAUACCGUAAAACCUACAAAAACGCGUAAACCAACUGUAAAAUCUUCUUCAAGUAAAGCAUCUUCUAGUAAAGUCUCAGCCGGUAAAAAACCUUCUAAUAAAGUUAGUAAAGUCACCUCCAGUAAAGCAACUUCUGGUAAAGCCGCUUCUAGUAAAAUCGCUUUCAGUAAAGCCCCUUCUUCAACUAUCGCUUCCUUUAAUGAAGUUUCGUCAAGUAGAACUAUAACCCAAGCAAAAAAGUCUGUAGAAGAAAUAUACCAAAAGAAAACUCAACUUGAGCAUAUUUUAUUAAGACCUGAUACUUAUGUUGGAUCAGUUCAAGCGUCGGCCGAAAAGCUAUGGGUUUAUGAUUCGGUCAAAAAUAUCAUGGUCUAUAGAGAAAUAAUUUAUGUUCCAGGUUUAUAUAAAAUAAUAGACGAAAUCUUGGUAAACGCUGCUGAUAACAAAAUUCGUGAUCCCUCUAUGGAUACUAUAAAAGUCGUUAUUAAUCAAAUUCAAGGGGAGAUUUCUAUUUAUAAUAAUGGCAAUGGUAUACCUAUCGAAAUUCAUAAAGAAGAAAAUGUAUGGGUACCAGAACUAAUAUUCGGCCAUCUUUUGACAUCUUCUAAUUAUAAUGAUGAUGAAAGGAAGGUUACUGGUGGUCGGAAUGGCUAUGGCGCCAAAUUGGCAAAUAUCUUUAGUACACAAUUCAUUGUUGAAACUAUUGAUUGUUCCAUUGGAAAAAAAUAUCGUCAAAUAUUCAGAAAUAAUAUGACUGUCACAGAACCUCCAGAAAUCUCGUCUUAUUCAAAAAAAGAGGAAUACACAAUGAUCACUUUCAAGCCCGACUUUCAAAAGUUUAACAUGCCUAAUGGACUUGAUGAUGAUUUCAUAGCGCUUUUGAAGAAACGCGUGUAUGAUCUAGCUGGGGUCGUAAAAGAUGUUAAAGUUUUCUUGGAUAAUGAAAGAGUGAGAGUCAAGAAUUUCAAAGAUUAUGUCAUGAUGUAUUUGAGUGAAUCUGAUGAAAUUGACUUAAAGUCGUCAAUUAUUUAUGAAGAAGUCAAUCCAAGGUGGGAAACGAAGGAAACUCUAACAUUAAGAGUUUCAGCAUUUGGUUCAAAAUGUAAUCCAAGUGAUGCAUUUUAUAAUAAAUUACUUAAAAGUAAAGUGGUUGAAAGUAUAUUGGAAGAUGUCAGAUAUAAACAAAACAAAGACCUAAAGAAAACUGACGGGAAAAAGAGAGAGAAGAUCACAGGUAUUACCAAACUUGAUGAUGCGAAUAAUGCUGGCGGCAAAAAAUGCCAAGAAUGUACCUUAAUUCUUACCGAAGGUGAUUCAGCAAAGGCUCUUGCAGUUGCCGGAUUUUCCGUAGUUGGUCGCGAUAACUAUGGAGUUUUCCCACUUCGUGGAAAACUUUUAAACGUAAGAGAAGGAACACAUUCUCAGCUCAUGAAUAAUGUAGAAAUACAACACAUAAAGCAAAUCCUUGGAUUGAAACAAGGCGAAGAAUAUACAUCUACAAGUAAAUUGCGUUAUGGACACCUCAUGAUAAUGACUGAUCAAGAUCACGAUGGAAGUCAUAUAAAAGGAUUGAUCAUUAAUUUCUUAGAUCAUUUCUUCCCAUCAUUGCUCAAAAUUCAAGGUUUCUUGAUGGAAUUCAUAACACCUAUUGUAAAGUGCUCAAGAAUUCGCACCGAAAUUGCGUUCUUUACAUUGCCAGAAUUUGAAAAUUGGUUGAAAAGCAACGAUAAUGGUAAAGGCUGGCAUAUCAAGUAUUACAAAGGUCUUGGUACAAGUACUGCCGAAGAAGCCAAGAAAUACUUUAAGGACCUAAAAAAACAUAGAAAACCAUUCAGACCGAUACAAACUGACGAACGCGAAUUGAUUGACAUGGCUUUCAAUAAAAAGAAGGCUGAUGAUCGUAAAGAAUGGCUAAGAAAUUACGAACCUGGAACCUACAUGAAUCAUAACGUCGAUGAGAUCACAAUUACCGAUUUUAUUAAUAAGGAGUUGAUAUUAUUCAGCCGAGCAGAUAAUGAAAGGUCCAUUCCAAACGUUCUCGAUGGAUUUAAACCUGGUCAAAGAAAAGUUCUUUACACUUGUAUUAAGAACAAAUAUAAAAAAGAAGUAAAGGUCUCAUCAUUAGCCGGUGCAGUUUUAUCUGAGGCAGCAUAUCAUCAUGGUGAUUCCAGUCUUCAAGGUACUAUAAUUGCAAUGGCCCAUGACUUUGUCGGUUCGAACAAUAUCAAUGUUCUUUACGGAGUAGGUCAAUUUGGUACAAGAAUCCAAGGCGGUAAAGAUGCAGCUAGUGCACGUUAUAUUAGCGUUACGAUUCCUACAUUGACUAGAUUGAUAUUUCACCCUCAUGAUGACGUUUUACUUACCUAUUGUAACGAUGAUGGACAGAUCGUUGAGCCUGUAUGGUAUCUGCCCAUUCUACCUAUGCUCCUCGUCAAUGGCUCCGAGGGUAUCGGAACUGGUUGGAGUUCAUAUAUUCCAAAUUAUAAUCCACGGGAUAUCGUUGAUAAUUUGACGCGAUUAAUAGAUGGCGAAGAACUUAAGCCUAUGCACCCUUGGUACCGUGGUUUUCAAGGUGAAAUUGAUUAUACAAGCAAAGACAAAUAUAAAGUCCGCGGUAAAUUUGAACUUGUAGAAAAUAAAUCAGAAGUUAGAAUUACUGAAUUGCCGGUUCGUGUUUGGACACAAAACUAUAAAGAACAGCUUGAACAAUGGAUUGCCGGAACAGAUAAAAUACCCGCUUGGAUAAAUGAAUACAAUGAAAAUCAUACGAUAACUAACGUUGAUUUUACCGUUAAAUUGACUGAAAAUAAUUUACAAGCUGCUUUAGAUGAAGGACUUGAAAAGAAAUUCAAAUUGACUUCUAUCAUUAACACAUCAAAUAUGGUAUGCUUUGAUGGUAGAGGAAGAAUUAAGAAAUAUAGUUCAGCUGAAGAGAUUCUUAGGGAAUUUUAUGAUUAUAGACUAGAAUAUUACUUUAAAAGGAAGGAACAUAUGCUGAAGGUAUUAGAAGUUGAAGUUAAUAAACUCAGAAAUAAAGUUCGAUUCAUUCAAAUGAAGAUAGAUCAUGACCUCAGAUAUGAAGGACUUCGUAAAGCCGAAAUCAUUAAAUUACUUGAGUCCAAAGGUUUUGAAAGAUUCAAAAACUCUAAAGAAGAGAAUAAUGAUGAGGAAGAAUCUGGUGACGGCGAUGGAUAUAAUUAUUUAAUGAAUACUAAAUCUUGGAGUUUUUGUAAGGAAGAAGCACAAAAACUCGUAAAUAAAAGAGUCGAGAAAGAAAUGGAACUUGCCGAACUUCAAAAUAAGGCUCCGCAAAUGAUUUGGAAAGAUGAUCUAAAUAAUUUCUUGGACGAGUGGAACGUAAGUUAG